Molecule: messenger RNA, 1080 nt
Organism: Dibothriocephalus latus
Lineage: Eukaryota; Metazoa; Platyhelminthes; Cestoda; Diphyllobothriidea; Diphyllobothriidae
Source: the annotation of a GenBank genome assembly
AUGAUCAGUCUUACCGAGCGGGGCAAUUUAACACACUUCGCUAGUGUAGGCGAAAUCCUUUGCAAAAAUGAUAUCCAAGUAACUAGCUCUCUGGAUCUCUCGAAAUCUGCAGUAAUUCUUCUCUACGAUGGUUCACCGCCCUCCUUCCCCGAAGAUGCCCUUUUCCAGGACAUGUUCCUUAAACCUCCCGGUUUCUUUUCGCCAUUAAACUAUGGAUUCUCCUGGUGGGAAGAACUGUUGACGGUGCCGUCAUCUUUUCUCACAGGCCACGCUUUGGAAAUGGCUGAAACCAAGAAACCAGUGACAACUCCUGUCGGGAUGAAAAGAAGAGCUCAAUCGGAUAUUGGACUGUCUGACCUGAUAGCUGGUCGUUGCGCUGAACAGGGCGCUUCCACUCCGCCGGCUGCUAACAAGGCCAAAUGCGCUGCACCUUUCCUUCUCCCCGAGGCCCUCGCAGAUGAUGCCUUUGAUCGCACCCAGCUCCUUUUGAACACUGAUCAGAUGAUCUCAUACAGAUGUUUAUUCCCACAGGAAACGUAUGAGCCCGUAACCUCUUCCAGUCCCAUGUUCGGUUUGGACUGUGAGAUGGUUAUCACAAAAGUCGGCAGUGAGUUGGCUCGUGUCACAAUCGUUGAUGAGCUCGGCUGCGCCCUCAUGGACAGACUUGUAAAACCUCCAAAUCCUGUUGAAGACUACGUCACUCGGUUCAGUGGCAUUACCCACCAAAUGCUCGCCGGUGUGGACACCCGUCUCGCUGACAUUCAACAGGAAAUGAGACAAAUACUGCCCCCAGAUGCGAUCCUCGUGGGACAUUCUAUUGAAAACGAUCUUAAGGCACUGAAGAUUUUCCAUCCGUACAUAAUCGACACCAGUGUCAUCUUCAAUAUGUCUCAGUGCCGUACUGGAAAGCCAAAACUACGGAAUCUUGCUCAAGCUUUUCUCGGGUACGCAUCCUUAUUCAAGAUAUUUGUCAUGGUUGGCAGAAGCCCGCCAGAGGACGACUUCUCAAGUAAUUAUCCUACAUCUCAUCCGUAUACAACAACCCCCCUUGAAGACCAAUGUUUUUACAAGCUAUCUUAA